CCAUUUUUUCACAACUUCCAAAUACAAGCACGUGUAUUGCACGCAUUCUACAAUCUCUAUGGAAAAUAAUAUGAGUAGAAAGAAGCGAGUCCGAGUUGACUCGGACGACUCAGAAUAUAACUCACCGGAAGUGAAGAAACUCAGGGAGAACCUCUUAGAAGAUCUCACCGACGACGAGUUUUGCACCACGAGUCACGAUUUCGAUUCGUUCAUGAAGAGCUUCGAAGAAGAAAUCACAGCUUCGCCGGCGAAGGCGACGGAGACGGAAAUAGUGGAUUUGACGGUGGAUUCCGAUGAGUCUCAGCCGGAGUUAGGCUAUCUUCUGGAGGCGUCGGAUGAUGAGCUUGGACUUCCUCCGCCGGCGGCGAAGGCGGUGGAAAGUGAGACGGAGAUUGAGUUGAUGGGAAGUGAGUUAUGGGAAGUGGAAGAGAGAAUUCCGAAUUACGAUUCGUUCGAAUUGGGAAUGGCUGAUUUGGUGGAUUAUGAGGAUAGUGUUUGUGAAUACGUAGCGCUAGAUGGAUUAUUUGAUCAUUCGGAUCUUGGUUUCGGGUCACCCGAUUUUCUAUGGAGACCCGAGACGUUACCGGCAAACUAGGAAAUGUAAAUCUAUUUUUUUUUUUAAAAUCUUCUUUUAAUUUAUUAUUUAAUUUUAUAAUUAUAAAGCAAGAACAGAGCAUACAAAUUUGAUGAGCUGGAUUUA
Molecule: messenger RNA, 700 nt
Organism: Solanum dulcamara
Lineage: Eukaryota; Viridiplantae; Streptophyta; Magnoliopsida; Solanales; Solanaceae
Exons: 1
Coding region: 59-595 (178 amino acids)
Source: RefSeq, a predicted model, not a curated record